Mya arenaria is the source of this 3804-nucleotide messenger RNA. RefSeq lists its product as uncharacterized. The record is from RefSeq and is a predicted model, not a curated record. The transcript has 2 exons. NCBI's taxonomy places the organism in Eukaryota, Metazoa, Mollusca, Bivalvia, Myida, Myidae. Bases 1 to 3804 code for a protein of 1267 amino acids.
AUGAUGCUUUCGAAUGUAGAGAAGUUCAAUUAUCUCAAGUCUAAGUUAAUUGGUGCAGCCAAGAGUGCAGUUGCUGGAUUAGCCUUAUCUAGUGCUAACUACAACAUCGCAGUUGAUAUUUUAAGAAAAAGAUUUGGAAACCCUCAAGAAAUCGUUGAUCAGCACUACCAUAAACUUGUGAACUUGUCACCUGCAACGAACAAGGUCAGUAGCUUAAGAGAGUUUCUGGACAAUAUUGAGCGUCAUCUUCGUUGUCUUGAGAUGUUGAACCAAAACAUAAACCAGGAUGUCUUUGUAUCAAUUGUGAAAUCAAAAUUACCUGAAGAUGUUCUUCUACAAAUAGAACUACAAAAUGGUGUGCAAAAGUGGACUAUUGGUUCUCUCAAAGAACGAAUAGAAACUUACGUUACAGCACGUGAGAGAGCAACAAAAAUUUCAAGGCUUACAGAGGAAAAGGACCAACAUGAUCAGAUGAAAUUACAAAUGUCUAAAAACAAACAAGUUAACAAAAGGACGCACUUGUCUACACAAAGAAGCCUAUGUCCGAAAAGGUUUCCGUACAAAAAGGACAUUGCCACGGUUGUGAAUGAAAUUCCAGAAUCAGCGGCAGAAAAUACAGAAAGCAAUGAAAAGGAACCGAGUUUGUUGUGUACUCAUGAAUGUGUUUUGAUGCAAACUGCUUCAACAGAAAUUAUCAACCUCGAAUCAAACGAAGCGGUUCGUGUUCGAUUGUUAUUUGAUUCAGGGUCACAUAGAAGCUAUAUUACAGAGUCAUUAGCAAAAACUCUUCAUUUGAACUCGUGUGGUGAAGAAACAAUUCAAAUUGUGACGUUUGGAAGUGAACGAGUGAAGAACGUGAAAACUAAAAACACUCAAGUGGGUGUAAAAUUAAAGUGUUCCUCUGAACUACCAAUAACUGUAAAUAUUGUACCAUUUAUCAGUGGUGCACUCCAUAGAAAACCAAUUAAGAGCAAUACCCUGGAAAUUGUGCGUGAACGAGUCGCAAUUGAUGAAUUAGCAGACGAAUUACCUACAAGAUAUGAAUCAUCGCCAAUUGACGUUUUAAUUGGAAACGACUACUAUCUCGAUUUUAUUCAAAAUGAAAAGUUAAGUGUUCAACCUGGUCUUUACUUACUGUCCUCUAAACUCGGUUGGAUUUUGAGUGGACGUUCAGAUGAUGUGGACGAAAUGGAAGAACACAGUAUGUUGAUAUUCAAUCAAGGUUCGAGUAUAACUUAUCAAAGUAUGUUCUCAGUUGAUACACCUGUUCAAAAACCCGACCUCGAAGACUUCUGGAAUGUCGAAUCCAUUGGAAUAAUUGACAAGGACACUCGGAAUGAUGAUAUGAUAGCUUUAGAUAAAUUUAAAGAAACAGUCCAAUUUGAAGACAAUAGAUACCACGUUUGUUGGCCAUGGAAGGAAGACGAUUACGAGUUACCAACAAACAAAGAAUUAGCAAUAGGUCGACUGAAAUCGACUGUCAAAAGGUUAAAGAGCAACCCACAGUUACUACAGAAGUAUGACGGUGUUAUCAAAGACCAGCUAAAUAAUGGAAUAAUUGAAAGGGUGAAUACAGACGAGUCCAAUUCCAGGACACAUUACAUACCACAUCAUGCCGUCAUAACUCCACAAAAAUCCACAACCAAGGUCAGAGUGGUGUAUGACGCGUCUGCAAAGACUAAAAAGGACAAUAAGAGUUUAAACGAAUGCCUAUACAGAGGGCCAGUUAUGUUAAAUAACAUGUGCGGUAUUCUGAUGAGAUUUCGAUUACACCGAGUAGCUCUUGUAUCAGAUAUUGAGAAAGCCUUUCUACAGAUUGGUCUUCAAGACGAUCAGCGUGACGUCACGAGAUUCUUUUGGUUAAAAGAUAUCACCAACCCUUCGACAGAUCAACAUAAUAUUCAAACAUACAGAUUCAAACGUGUUCCAUUUGGGGUGAUAUCAAGUCCUUUCUUGUUGGGUGCAACAAUUGAAACACACCUGGAUUCAUAUCACAGUGGUAUUGGUAACAAAAUUAAACAUGAUAUCUAUGUAGAUAACCUAAUUACCGGCACUGAAAACGCAGAGGAGGGUAAAUAUGUAUAUACCACAGCAAAGUCAAUAUUUAAAGACGGUGCUAUGAAUUUGAGAGAAUGGGUUUCAAAUUCAAUGGAAGUGACCGACAUAUUUGCCCCAGAAGACAAGGCUAAGACAGAAAACGUUAACAUCCUUGGCCACGUCUGGAAUGUUCAUACGGAUACAUUAUCAUUGAGACCAGUGUCAUUUGAAAGAAACCAGUGUACGACAAAACGAAACGUUCUUCAAAAAUUAGCUUCAGUGUUUGAUCCGCUUGGUUUAGUAAGUCCCGUAGUACUUACAGCAAAGCUCUUCAUGCAAAACAUGUGGCGGAAGCAAAUGCUUUGGGAUGACUCUCUUGCACUAAAUGACCUAGAUAAUUGGAAUAACAUUGAAAACAACUUGAGCAACAGCCAGAACAUUCACGUUCCAAGAUAUGCUGGAUUUCAGUCAACGUCAUCAGUUGUGCAUAAGCUACUUUGCUUUUGUGACGCUUCAGAAAAGGCUUAUGCAAUCGUUAUCUACUUAUAUCAGAACAAUCAAUCGAAGGUCGUUACACAAUUGACAUUUGCUAAAACAAGAUUAGCUCCAAUCAAACAAAUGUCUAUCCCAAAACUUGAGUUGAUGGCAGUCCUUAUUGGGAUCCGAUGUCUAAAAUUUGUAAAGGAACAAUUACAUAUAAGUGUGUAUGAAACGUAUCUUUGGACAGAUUCAAAGUGUGUUUUGUAUUGGCUCAAGAGUACUAAGGAACUACCUGUAUUCGUGAAGAAUAGAGUCAAGGAAAUAAGAGAAAGCACUGAUGUUCGGUUCCGAUAUGUGCCGACUGCUGAAAAUCCUGCAGACAUAGCUACACGAGGUAUUACCGUUGAAAAUUUGCAAGCUGAAACGCUCUGGUGGUUCGGUCCAAGAUGGCUUAUCGAAGAACAUUGGCCUGUAUACGACCCUGACCUUGAUUUUGGAAUAGAACACAGUGAACAUGAUUCUGUUGAAAAUAUAAUGAUGACACAUGACAUUCAUAAGGAUAAUGCAAAUUCAUUGCCAAGCACCUUUGAAGGUCCCUUAAAGAUUGAUUUAUUAAGGUUUUCAUCGAUAACAAGACUUCUCAGGGUCACUGCACUAGCACUUCGAUUCAUCGAUCGUCUAAAAGGGAAGCAAGUAAAUGGACAUCUCGCUACAAGUGAAAUACAUAACGCUGAAUAUCUUUGGAUAGCACACAUUCAACAUAACUAUUACAAAGAUGUAUUUGAGGCUAUUGCUGCUAAUACACACAACAACUUUAGAAGUCAACUUGGUGUGUUCAUUGAUGAGAAAGGUCUGCUUCGCUGCAAAGGUCGAUUGAUGAAUGUAAACUUGUGUGAAAAUGCGAGACUUCCAAUACUUCUCCCUAAAGGAGAUCGAUUCACAGAAUUAGUGAUUGACAAAAUACACAAAGAGAAUGUUCACAGUGGUGUAUCUCAAACCCUUGCAGCUGUUCGAAAUCGAUUUUGGAUUCCGCAUGGACGCGCUGCAGUAAAGCAAGUUUUGCAGUCGUGCCGGGUUUGUCGACGGUUUGAAUGUGGUCCGUAUAAGUUACCCCCUAUGAGUGCUUAUCCUACAAAAAGAGUAACUGAAUCAAAACCAUUUUCGAAAAUUGGACUGGACUAUUUAGGACCGUUAUUGGUUAAAGAUAAUGCUUGUGAUAAGAAAAGUGUGGGUGUGCUUAUUCACGUGCCUAGUUACUCGUGCAAUACAUCUAGAAUUAGUAUGUGA